Molecule: messenger RNA, 4665 nt
Organism: Dermacentor andersoni
Lineage: Eukaryota; Metazoa; Arthropoda; Arachnida; Ixodida; Ixodidae
Biological process (GO): regulation of DNA-templated transcription
Molecular function (GO): DNA binding; protein dimerization activity
Source: RefSeq, a predicted model, not a curated record
AAGCCACUAUCCACGCUUUGUUAUCGACCUGAAUGCUUUUUUAUUAUUAUUUUUUUAAUGACUAAUGUUCCUAGUGUGCGUAUGGCUGAGAGAAGCGCUUGUUGGAAAGAAAAUUCACAAGGACAGACGAAAAGCAAAGACAAUAUAUUAAUUAACCCGGCAACAUGCUCCAAAAAUGCGAAUUUUUUUUUUUUACGUAGUACAUCUACAACAACGUGUAAAUAAAGAGGACAAACGUACAGAGGAUGCAGCACGUUUUUAUAUUAGUAGCACGGUUCUGUCCCGUCCCCUAUGUUCUGCUCUUAGUCGCGUUUGAUAUUUUUGAAAACGGAGAAUGUUGAUUUGGUGUUUACUCUGGCAAUCACUUCGAAGUUUUCGAUUAGCCGUUUCUCAGCCUCGAAACUUCUUGACACACCGCCCACUGGCUCCGGAAGGAGACAGUGGUUAGUAAAGAGGAUGGAAGAGAGAAAGAGAGAGGGAGCGUGUGGUUUACUUCACAGGCUCUCAUAACGACUGCCCUUGAGAAGCAUAUUUGUUGCGCUUCUUUGCAGAGCAUUUACAACUCCUCGGAUAACGCGAUCGUAGACAUCCAAGCUGUAAAAAUACGAACGCGUCUGCUUACACCUGCGCGGAAAGCGCUGAAAUGCCUUCACGUUAGCUCUGUUUUUUAUUUUUUUUCUAAUUCUCUGUAGCUUCUUGAGAGGGCAAUACCGUCUCGAGACUCGUGUCGACGGUGCCAAGCGAGCGGCGUCGACUGCCCCUUACCGGAGCGAAUAAGAUAUUCCUCGGCAGGAGGAGGGUGCCAGACAGACGAGCAGGUGUUCGAUUAAAGCGCCUACGGCGGUUCUGCCACGUAACAGCAAUGAAAAUACGCAGAGGAAAGGCGGCUCCUCUGGUGGGCAAUAAAAUAGAGAAAGCACAGGCAGGCAGGCACGAAAGUGGCGGCUAGCGGCGGGCAUAGGCGGCGUGACGGGACCGCACGUGCCGUAAGCAUGCCAGCGCCGAUUGGACGCCACGGGGCGACCAAUGAGGCGAGCCGACGCUGUGCCGUCCUCCCCACCGCCUCCCCCCUUGGCUGCGCCGGCGGCGACUUGACGCGUGCCGGCCCCGAUCGGCGGGUGUGUGGCGGUUCGGAGAGCUGCGUUGUGUGUGUGAACUAGCGUGUGCGCGCGAUUUCUCUCCGAGCGACAUGCUUUCAUUUUGCGGCGAAGAAAGCAGAACCCGCCUUCCAUUUUUCCGGUGCGCGUGAUUCUUCGCCCUGUCAGUGUCGAUCGAACGAGUGACCUUGAGCUUGCGACUUCCGACCCGUGCGCGCACGGCGUGUCGGAGCCUGUGCUUGUCCCAAGCGCAACGUACAGCACGCGGUUUCGCUUUCGGAGCGCGGAUUCUUCACCACGCCACGAUCUACAUCCCCCUGGCGUCGUCGCUCCGCGACCACUGCUUGCUCUGUGCGCGCGGAGGGAGGUUUGGUUUGAAACAGUGUGGCACGCGUUGGUUCAUGUGUGCUAUUGUCUGGAGGAGCCUCCUGGUGAAGGUAUCGUUGUGAAGUGUUAUUGGAGAGCGGCAGAGUGGAAGCGGCGUUGAGAUCCCCGCUGUCGCCUCCGCCCGGCCUCGCUGAGGCAGUGCUGGAAGAGUCCGGAUCCGCAAUGCCUGUCGCUUCCGGCGCGCCGCCUCCGUCGCCAAUGGCUAGUGGUGCGGAACCGAAGACCGGCGGCAGGAGGGUGUCCAAGCCGCUGAUGGAAAAACGACGCCGUGCGCGCAUCAAUCGCUGCCUCAACCAACUCAAGGCCUUCCUCGUGGACCCGUCCAAACCGGAGAGCCCGCGCCAAUCGAAGCUGGAGAAGGCGGACAUCCUCGAGAUGACCGUGUGCCACCUGCAGGCCCUGCACCGGCAGCGGAGAACAGCUCGUCUUCUAGACGACCCCGAGGUCCGGCAGAAGUUCCGCGCUGGCUUCGAAGAGUGCAUCCUGGAGAUCCGCCGUUUCCUCUGCUCGCUGGCGGAGCAGCACCAGACGCCGCUCGGCGGCUGCUGCGACCCCGUGGCAGCCCGCGAGCGCAUCCUGGGACACCUGCAACGACGGGCCAGGGAGAUACGGGACCCCGACGGCGCCCUCGCGCAGUGCACCUCGACCGCGGCCGGCCCCGACACCGCCGUCGAUCCCCCGGCACGGCCUUCGAGGCGACCCGCUCACAGUGAAGCCGCCACGCCAGAGUCGAGCCACAGCUCCCUGGACACGACGGCGUCGAGCGACGAGCUGGCCUCGGAGACGUCGUCCUCGAGGUCUCCCUCGCCGUCGGACGUCGUCGUGUCCCACGCGGACGUGCGCCUGCGGCCCAAAAGGCUGCGCAACGGGGACCUGGUGCUCGUGCUGCCGCGCGACCUGGUCGCCAACGCCAGGAUCGUCGCCGCCGCCUCCGCCGCUGAAUCCGACGUCAAGACCGCACCCCUGCCGCCUCGGCCCUCGACGUCCGGCACGGACGUCGGCGAGGUUCCCGCAGCGUCGACGUCACCGGACGUCGUGGUCUCGUCGUCCACGACUGCGGUGACCGAGGAACCGGUCGCGCCUCCUGCUCCUUUACCACCCGUCUCCUCGUCACCAACGUCUUCUUCCUCUGCUGCUGCUGCUACUUUGCUGUUGCACCCGUCUGGUGUCGAAGUGACGUCGCACGAUGACGUCUGGAGGCCUUGGUGACGAAUCCCACGCUGCCGCGUCUGUCGGGAACGCGGCGCUUGUUUGAUAAGCCGUGGAAACUAACGCGUUCCGUUUAGUCGACGAAGAUGUGGACCCACUGCGCGUGGUACGCUGUGUAAACGCGGAGACAAGCAUACUGAACACUUCGUCAAGCACGGCAUGCAUGGCUCGUCUCACGUGGCCUUUUCGUGGCGUCAUCGACGCAUAAGUCACAAAGAGUCACAAAGUGCCCUGAUGAAUCCGAGUCCGACGGGGAACGAACAAUGUCUCUUUCUGUCGCGGAAGGUGUGUGUGGUUAGGAUUAUUCGGCGGGGUCGCCGCAUCUACUGUAAUUUGAAGAAUGAACCAGUCCUCCGAAAUGCCGGGGUUUCAGUUUGCGCAAGUAGGUGUACAUUUGAAGCAUUUUUUUUUUGUUUUUUGUUUUAACGCGUCCGAUAGCGUUUGGCUGGUUUAAGCGAAAUCACGGCUCGUAUUCGAAACAAAAGAACUCUUGCGCUGUAUUUGUUCGUAAGAGAAAAUUCCAGUUAAUUCUUACGGUGGGCAUAUCAUUGGCGAAGGCGCCCCACCAAUGGCAGAGAGCACUACGAACUAAAAGCUGUGUGAAUACGGGCCCAGUUUGUGUUAGAAUAGGGAUGCAUAUAUAUACAUGCCGGUCAUCAAAUCUAUAGUUCUGCUGACUUAAAUGGAGCGGUUCCGGAGAUGGAUUUUCAGUGAAACUAGAUUGGCACAUGUUCGUCUUCGGUUCGAGCGCUCCGUCAAUUAUAAUUUGGUACUGCUUGGCCGCUUGAUCCAUAGAGAACACGCGAUCCUAUACACAAUCCUGCUGCUGUUCUGCUGUUUCUUCACCUCAUGUCAUUUCAACUACCCUUUCUAUGGCACCCAUAGCGUGGAAAAACUGUCGUUGACGAAAGUGGCAACAGUAUAAAUACCAUCAAACAAAUCGUUUCAAUAUUUUCUUUCUUUCAGGUUGCACGAAAGUCCGUUCCAAUGUUAAACUUACAUUUUUUUUUAUUUGGACGGAAUUUGUCUUUGCAAGCAGACAUUCCAGUAUAGGAACUCUCCGAGAUCGUGGCAUCGCACGGAAACACCGUCGUUAGCCUUCGUGCAAUCUCUCAGCCAAGGGAAGAGAUGAAGCGAAAUGGUCUGGAAUGAUAGCCACAACCAAGCAGGGAAACGCAUUAUUUUUUUACAUGUCGCUGUGCCUUAUGUGCCGAGUGCCAUUUGUUUGCGAGUGCCUUUCAAUUUGCUUGCGUCACAAUAUGCCGAGUAACAGGAAAUAAAUGUAGCGAACUCUUAUAAUGUACAUCGUAGCAGUGACGUAGCCACGAGGGGGAGGAGGCACAAUCGUAUGCGCCUGACCCCGCCCCCCGACAGGAAAUUUCUGGCCACGCCACUGCAUCACAGUCAGAAACCGUUGUUUGCGCUCUUAAACGUGUCGGGGUGUUGAUACAUCGAGAAAAGAAAAAAAAAACGUGUUCAGCCUUUCGGUUGUCAUCAAAUGUGCGUGUGUAUAAGCGAGCCUUCGAACUAUACCUCUUAUAAGUAUUGCCAUUUUCGGGGCGUGUGGAUAAACUGACAUUGAAAGGAUAUUUUGCGCCAGCGAACAAGGACAGAAGGAAGACGACAGGAAGCGCAUUGUGGUGUCGUCUGCCUUCUGUCCUUGUUCGCUGGCGCUAAACAUACUUUCAAUCUCUUUUAAGUGAACGUAUUACUGCUGUGUGUUACAAAGGCAUAGAAUUGCUGUUUCGUUCGACAGUUCAGAGAGAGAAUGUCGGGAAAAGUGUGUAUGCGCGUUAAUGUUUUCGCACUCUUGUAUUUUCUUGCAUAAGUUAUACGUAUUCGACUUACUGUCGACAGUGUCGCAUGUGAGUUUCGCGCGGUGUUUGCAUGCCGGAAACAGCGCUGCCCACUUUGAAUGUAUAAGAGUGGAUCGUGUAAUAAAGAACCUCCGCUGUUACGUGACUGCCGGAAA